Messenger RNA from Cordyceps militaris CM01, 669 nucleotides. RefSeq lists its product as uncharacterized. Bases 1 to 669 code for a protein of 222 amino acids. The transcript has a single exon. The record is from RefSeq and is a predicted model, not a curated record. Lineage: Eukaryota; Fungi; Ascomycota; Sordariomycetes; Hypocreales; Cordycipitaceae.
AUGAACGCGAGUGCACUCCUAACAGCCCAAGGCUGGAGAGGUAAAGGUCACUCGCUGCACAAGACCGACGACGCUGUUGGUCUGGCCAAACCGCUUCUGCUCAACCGCAAAAACAACACGAAGGGCAUCGGCGCCACGCAGCAUUUUACCAGCGACCAGUGGUGGAUGAACGCUUUCGACGAACAGCUACAAGGCCUCGACACUUCAAAAAAGGGCAAGGUCGUGCAGACCAUCACCACUGGCAAACUCAACGCCAUCGAGAAGGGAUCGCUCGGCAAGUACUCACUCUACACGACUUUUGUGCGCGGCGGCUUCCUCGAGGGCACAAUCGAGGCCAUGAACAAGCAAAAAGACGAAAAGGACGACGGACCGACUGCCGAGUCUGGCUCCACACCCGUCGAGAAGUCGGCCAAAAAGCUGGCGCGGUCCAAGGGGUACAAGAGGUCCGAGGCUUCCAAGCUGGAGCGCCAGGCGCGCAAAGACGCGCGCAGAGUUGCCGGGUGCAAGCGUAGAGCGGAAAAGGCGCAACUGAAACGGUCCCUGAAAAAGAACAAGGCAAAGUUGAGAUCGGACUCGCGCACCGACAACGCGGCGGCGGCGGACAAGCGACGUCGACGAGCGCGCAAAGAGGAGAAGAGGCAGCAGAGCAAGGGGGUGGAUGGAAAAUAG